AUGGCUCUCAGCAAACGGUUAAACCGCUUCGCAUUCUCAAUGCACGGUGCACCGGAUGCAGAAGACCCGAAAUAUGGGGUAAGCAUUGGUGACAUUGGUCAACGUGGUCUCUGCCAGUUUGCGUGUGCGAUGAUUCAAUCGUCAAGGGCUUACAUCGAUGUGCGACCUAAGAUUGGUGACCAAGACUGGAAAGUCGGGACAUGUAAAGUCUCCGGAAAAAAAAGAUGGGAGAGUUGA
Penicillium malachiteum is the source of this 237-nucleotide messenger RNA. RefSeq lists its product as uncharacterized. The transcript is spliced from 2 exons. The record is from RefSeq and is a predicted model, not a curated record. Bases 1 to 237 code for a protein of 78 amino acids. NCBI's taxonomy places the organism in Eukaryota, Fungi, Ascomycota, Eurotiomycetes, Eurotiales, Aspergillaceae.